CUGGUGAAUGAGCAACAAGAAAGCAGACCCCUUCUGAGCCCCUCCAUUGACGACUUUCUCUGUGAAACUAAACCAGAAGCUGUUGCAAGGCCUGUAACCUCCAAUACAGCAGUGUUAUCAACAGCUUUGGAUCUCUUGGAUCUUAGUGAACCUGUGUUACAAACUCAAAACAAAGCAAAGAAAUCAGAGAAUGCAUCAAGAGGUGAAGGCUUAAAAGCUUCAACCCACAGAAAGAAGACAGACAAUUCUGACCCUGUCAAUGCGGAUACUGAGCAGAAAGUCCAGACUGUUAGAGUUUCAGACAAGUCUUCACUAGAUUUAGUUGAUAUUCAGACACAGCUAGAGAAAUGGGAUGAGGUGAAUUUUCAUGGAGACAGGAGCAGCAAGGGUCACCCAUCUACGGAACGGACAUCAUCAUCCAGAGCUCCAUCAAAAGAGCUUUUGUGGUCCACGGAAAACAGAUCACAGUCUGAGCUGACAAAUGUCAAGAGUGCCUUGGAUUCCGAUUCAACAUCAGAUUUAGAACUAGCACCUGCAACACAGGCACGGUCAACUAAAGAGCAGCGUUGGGGAGGGCCUCUCCUCUCCAGAAAUCACUCCUUGGAGGAGGAAUUUGAAAGAGCAAAGGCUGCUGUGGAGUCAGACACAGAAUUUUGGGAUAAGAUGCAAGCAGAAUGGGAAGAAAUGGCUCGCAGGAAUUGGAUUUCAGAGAACCAGGAAACACCAGGGCAAGUCACCAUCUCAACCAUUGAGAAGGGCUAUUAUUUUCAUACUGAAAACCCUUUCAAAGACUGGCCGGGGGCUUUUGAGGAAGGACUGAAAAGGAUGAAGGAAGGCGACCUGCCUGUCACCAUCUUGUACCUGGAGGCUGCUAUCCUGCAGGAGCCCAACGACGCAGAGGCCUGGCAGUUCCUGGGCAUAACGCAGGCGGAGAACGAAAAUGAGCAGGCAGCCAUUGUCGCCCUCCAAAGGUGCUUGGAGUUACAGCCCAACAACCUGAAAGCUCUGAUGGCCCUGGCUGUGAGUUACACUAACACUGGCCAUCAACAAGAGGCCUAUCAAGCUCUGCGAAACUGGAUAAAGCAAAAUCCCAAAUACAAGUAUAUAGUGAAAAGCAAAAAAGGGUCUCCAGCACUUACUAGGAGAAUGUCUAAGACAUCAGAUGAAAGCUCUCUACUUGAAGAAGUAAAGGAUUUGUACCUGGAGGCAGCUCACCAGAAUGGUGAUAUGAUAGACCCUGACUUGCAGACAGGACUCGGAGUCCUUUUCCACCUGAAUGGAGAAUUCAACAGAGCAAUAGAUGCAUUUAGUGCUGCUUUAACUGUUCGGCCAGAGGACUACACAUUAUGGAACCGUCUUGGAGCAACUCUGGCAAAUGGGGACCGAAGUGAGGAAGCUGUUGAGGCCUAUACACGUGCUUUAGAAAUACAACCCGGCUUCAUUAGGUCCAGAUACAAUUUAGGAAUAAGCUGCAUCAACCUAGGAGCAUACAGAGAGGCUGUCAGCAAUUUUCUCACUGCUCUCAGUUUGCAAAGGAAGAGCAGGAACCAACAGCAGGUUCCCCAUCCUGCUCUGUCAGGCAAUAUUUGGGCAGCGCUCCGAAUUGCUCUGUCUAUGAUGGACCAACCAGAACUCUUCCAAGCUGCCAAUGUGGGUGAUCUAGACAUUCUGCUAAGAGCUUUUAACCUAGAGCCAUAAAAAAAAAUAUCCACAAAGCGAUUAAGCUGCAUUAGGAACUAGAGAACUCUUCUAUGACUUAUUUCAAAAUGACCAUGUUUUCCAAAAGAUCGUGGCUGAGCAUCAGUAGGGAAACUCUCCUGGACAUGACUCCAAAAAGAGAAGUUCGAAAG
Tinamus guttatus (white-throated tinamou) is the source of this 1850-nucleotide messenger RNA. Lineage: Eukaryota; Metazoa; Chordata; Aves; Tinamiformes; Tinamidae. The record is from RefSeq and is a predicted model, not a curated record.